This is a messenger RNA of Solea solea (common sole), 803 nucleotides long. It is a transcript of the gene nol7, whose product is annotated as nucleolar protein 7. The transcript is spliced from 8 exons. Gene Ontology annotation, molecular function: RNA binding. The coding region runs from base 1 to 693 and encodes 230 amino acids. The record is from RefSeq and is a predicted model, not a curated record. Lineage: Eukaryota; Metazoa; Chordata; Actinopteri; Pleuronectiformes; Soleidae. Gene Ontology annotation, cellular component: nucleus.
AUGCGUCAUUUUGACGUCACACGCGGAGCCAACAUGGCGAAGAAACAACGUGGGGAAACGGUAGUGUCGGCGGAGAACAUGGACGCACACACUGAAAACUUCUCUUUGUCGCUGAAUUCCAGUGACGACGAGGCGCCCGAAGAGGUGACGUUCGAAGAGUCAAAGAACGAAGCUCUGCGCAGCAUCAACGAGGCGCUGCACACCGCCAGGAGGGAAAAGGAGGAGCUGAGAGAGAAGAGGAGGAGGAGACAUGAACUGUUCCAGGAGCAGAAGGAACGACGUCUCUUACCCGACGACGUGUUGGAGGAAAUGGGCUCUGCUGCUUGGUCACGGAGGAAACGACCUGAAGACCCAGCAGCUGAAGACGAGGACGGAGAGCCACAAGAGAAGAGGCAGAAGAAACUGCCAGAUUCUCGAAAUUUUAAAGGAAGCUACACGGUGACCACAGUGAAGGAGGGAACGUCUGUGUCAGUCCAGCAGCAGGCGGCCGAGGAUUUCAUCAAGUCCAGACUCUACGGGCCAGGAAGCUGCAGGACCACCAACAACGAGCUUCUGUCUCUGCAGAACAAGAAGAGUCUCAAUAAAAGUGCUGCGGUGCAGUUCGUCAGGAAAGACUGGGCGUCAAAGGAACGAGUCAAAGCAGAGAAGCUGAAGAAGCGAUGGCUCCACAAGCAGCAGAAUCAAACCUGCUGAGACCACGGUUCCCAUCGACCACGGCUCUCAGGUGGAAAGAAAGACGUUUGUGAGCCGCGGUAAAUACAGAGGACGGAGUGCUUUGGAUUGCAGUCCAGGGGACGUGGGCG